Wyeomyia smithii (pitcher-plant mosquito) is the source of this 1467-nucleotide messenger RNA. RefSeq lists its product as uncharacterized. The coding region runs from base 1 to 1467 and encodes 488 amino acids. The transcript is spliced from 5 exons. Gene Ontology annotation, molecular function: DNA binding. NCBI's taxonomy places the organism in Eukaryota, Metazoa, Arthropoda, Insecta, Diptera, Culicidae. The record is from RefSeq and is a predicted model, not a curated record. Gene Ontology annotation, cellular component: nucleus.
AUGGCCCAAGCCCUCGCGCUGCAGCUGAGAAGUGUGACCGAUCGGCAGGUGCUACAGCCGCAAUCCGCGACUGCUCCUGCCACAACCCACUACGUCUGUCUCACCUUCCGCCACAAUAAUCAUAUUAUGGAGGAAAAUAAGUGUAAAUAUACGGGUAACGAUUUAGAGAGAGCUGUGACUGAGGUGCGCGAGGGAAAGUCGUACCGGGAAGCCUCGAGGGGUUCCGGCGUGCCGGUGACUACGAUAAGGGAUGCCGUAACAAAUCGCUACGACUCCCAGUCAAAGGGAGCUCCACCAAUCUUCACUGCUGGAGAGGAAGACAUGAUCGUGAAGUGGGUGCUAUCCAUGGCCGCGGCAGGUUUUCCGGUGGGGGAAAAGCAGCUAAUCCUCUACGUUGCUAAAUUGGCUGAGAAGCUCAAGAAAGAUGCGUUUAAAGAUAACGGUCCAACUCGCGGCUGGGUGAAGCGUUUUAUGAAACGGCACCCCGAAUUGGUGAAGAGGACGGCCAACAAUGUGGCGAAAAAGAGAGCCAUUACCGAAGCAGAUGUGCGAGGGUGGUUCGCUGAGAUCCUCGCGUAUGCGGCCGCUAACAACGUUGAAAAUGUUUUGGCGGAUCCAAAGGAAUCAAAGAACGUUCAGGCUCUGUCCUCCAACAGUGACAAGGAAAACUAUACUGUCCUGAUUUCGGCUUCAGCUGCUGGUAAGCUAGCACCACCGUUGAUACUGUUUCCGUACAAAUCAAGAUUACCAGCCCAUAUUGUAAGCAGCGUGCCGAAAGGGUGGGCAGUUGGGCGAUCCGAAUCAGGUUGGAUGAACUCAGAAGCGUUUUUUGAGUAUAUCGCGAAUGUGUUUUAUCCAUGGGCAUUGAAGGAAAAGGUGAAAUUCCCUUUAAUUCUGUUUGUGGACGGACACUCCUCCCACACUUCUUUUGAGACAAUUGAGUUCUGUAAGAAGAACGGAAUAAUAUUAGUGUCGCAUAUCCCGAACGCCACCCACGUAAUGCAACCACUUGAUGUAUCAUUUUUCGCUCCUUUGAAAAACGCUUGGCAAGAAGUGGUUAAGCAGUGGAGGUUCGAAAACGAUGGUGCAAUGAUAUCUAGAGCAAAUUUUGCUCCAUUAUUGGAGAAAGCAAUAGAUAGCUUGGAAAACAAGGACACAACGCUGACCAACGGAUUCAGAAAAUGUGGGUUAUACCCAUUCGAUGCAGAUGCCAUUGACUACAAAUCGUUUCCCAAACCCCUGGAAAACCCAUCGGCAGCUCCAGCCACGUCUUCAGCAAAAAUUGGAUCAGAAGAAGACUUAUCAGACGCCAACGAUGCUCCAAUUCCAGAGAAUAGAGGUUUCCUUGAAUCAUUAAAUUCUAGAUUGUCUUCCGAGAAACUGGACGCUUUUCGAGCAAAUCGAAACAAUCUCGUCUGGUCUGGACCCGUAGAAGAUCGAAGGGCCACCCAAAUUCAUGGUGAUUGA